GAGCUGUACAGUGUUGGCAAGUCUCAGGAGGUGGAGGGGAUCGGGCUAAUUGACAAAGGCGCGUGAAACGGGUCAGUACCGGGGCACGGCAUGUCGCGGCAGCGCCCCCCCUCAGGCUCCCGUGGUCUAACAGGCACUUGCCUCUCUCUUGCAGACUGGAGGACCAAACAAAGAAGCUUCACAAAGACAUGAAGAAGAGCACUGAAGCUGACCUAGCCAUGUCCAAAGCUGCUGUGAAGAUCUCUGUGGACCUGCUGAGUAACCCUCUGUGUGAGCAGGACCAGGCGCUCCUGGACUCCAUGACGGCCCUGGACACGGCCAUGCGUCGCAUGGAUGCUUUCAACCAGGAGAAGGUGAACCAGAUCCAGAAGACGGUGAUCGACCCGCUGAAGAAGUACAGCAGCGUGUUCCCUAGCCUGAACAUGGCGGUGAAGCGUCGUGAACAGGCCUUGCAGGACUACAAGAGGCUGCAGUCCAAGGUGGAGAAGUAUGAGGAGAAGGAAAAGACCGGACCCAUGGUGGUUAAACUACAUCAGGCCAGGGAGGAGCUGAGGCCCGUCAAAGAGGACUUUGAGGCCAAGAACAAGCAACUGCUGGAAGAGAUGCCCAAGUUCUACAGCAGCCGUAUCGACUACUUCCAGCCAAGCUUCGAGGCGCUCAUCCGGGCCCAGGUGGUCUAUUUCACCGAGAUGCACAAGAUUUUCAGCGAGCUGACUGAGCAGAUCGACCAGGCGCGGCUGACGGACCCGGAGCGCGAGCGGGAGAAUGAGGCCCGCCUUAACGAGCUGAGGGCCCUGUCUAUUGUCGCUGACGACUGAGGACGGUCUCUCUCUCUCUACCGCUUUCCAAACUGCCUCGCUUCCCUUAAAUCACUUAAUCAAGUCUCAUGUUUUUAAACUCUAGCUACAUUUAAAAGCCAUCGGCAUCAAGCUGUCACUCCCAAAGACUGUAUUGUUUUUAGGGGUCAUGCAUUAUUUCAUGAGCAACAUCGUUGCCGCCACUCGUGGCAUAUUAGUAUGUUUUUGAAGAUGGAAAUCCAGGCAAAAGCUAGCAUGACCUUUUGAUGAAUUACUUUGUUUAAUGACCAGCAUUUCAAAGCUGUUAAAAUCUUCUUCAUGAAUGUUAUUUUUACAGCCAGGUGAUUGACGGUUAAGUGUGAUCUGAAAACCUUAAGUGCCAUUCGAGACACUUAAAUACCAAUAUUUAUGGGCUGCUUACAGUCUGGCCUUUUUCCCCCAAAUGUCCUCUUAAAGGAUCCCGAGUGACUCCGUUUGUGUGGGACGAGGAUCCCCGACUUCUCCCUGCGGGGUCUUGAUUCUCCCACGCCUGAUAUUCAGGUGCCCUAAUAAUUGCAUGUGUUGCGGUGCACUAGCAUAACAGACAAAUUGUUAGAGUGGAAAAACGGUGUAAGACGGUCGCUCGGGAGUGAGCAUCCCGGCUGUGGUCUACGUUCAUGUUCUCGUUCAUGAAGAGUGCCGGUACUGGUGCACAAAUAGAACCUCAGCUUUCCUAGCAAACAUGUAGCUCCAUCGCCCUCUAGUGGCACUUGCCGUACUGUUUUCUUCGGUUAAUUUUUUUUCUAAUAUAAAUUAGCCUGCCCUCUUAUUAUGUCAGUGGUCUGUUACUUUGUGAUAGGGGCCAGAGAUUGUGUUUUGGUAAGUUUAGUAUUGUGCCCUCCCAACUCUAAUCAUGUAGCCAUGAUUGUGAUUAACGUUCCAUAUGUUAAUGCAAGUGCAGGGUUUUGUUCUUUUUUAAAAUGUAUGUUAAUGAAUUAAUGUAAGUUGAUGUUAAUUUUUAAUUUAGGGUGAUAUGGGUCAUUGUAACUUUGUAAAAACUGUGCCUUACCGCUCAAAUCUCAAGCUUCGGCUUUUUUAAUUUGUGACAAACACUACAGCACUAUUCACCAGAAUGGCCGUGUAUUUAAAUCAGCAUUAGGGCUCACAGCAUUAACUUUAACCGUAGGUUUGCUGCAUUUCCUGAAAUGUUAAUUGAAAAGCAAACCCUUGCCUUGUGGCAUUUCUCCUGCGUAGGUUUUUACCGUUAAGCCAUGGUCCCGGCUAACAGCAAUACGACAUGCCUACAGAAGUACCUUAUAUAUCGAAGCCUAUGAUUUACCAGUUUUACAUGAAUCUGUUUCAUGAUGCUGUCCUUCUGUUUAUUUAUAAAGUAUGACACUGUUCUAGGAAAUCAGCCUGUAGGUCUUUUUUUCUAAUUGAUGCGAUGUGUGAAUAAAUAGCAAGAAAUGUU
Paramormyrops kingsleyae is the source of this 2247-nucleotide messenger RNA. Lineage: Eukaryota; Metazoa; Chordata; Actinopteri; Osteoglossiformes; Mormyridae. The record is from RefSeq and is a predicted model, not a curated record.